This is a messenger RNA of Stylonychia lemnae, 954 nucleotides long. The record is from the annotation of a GenBank genome assembly. NCBI's taxonomy places the organism in Eukaryota, Ciliophora, Spirotrichea, Sporadotrichida, Oxytrichidae.
AUGGCUCCUGAGAAUAGAAACAAUAAUUUUACAAAUAGCUCUUAAAUAUCAGGUCACUAAAGAGCUUAGUCUAUAAAGCAGUAAGCUAAGCAGACUUCAAUUACAACUUUGUAGCCAAUUUCAACAAUACAUCCUAUUCCUGAAAUACCAACAAGCGCUAUGUCAUAAUCAUUGGAACGUGGGUCUUUGUUAAAGGUUAAACAAACAAGAUAAGUAAUGGAGAAAGAUGAAAAAUUACUUGAAAAUAGAAUAAAAAUGCUUCACAACGAGGAAUAAAAGUUAUUGAAAAAAAUUGAUAUGACUCGUAAAUAAGCUGAGAAGAUUUUAGCCAUCAAAUAGUAGAAUGAAGAGCAUCAUCGACAGAAAAUUAUGAUGCAGAUGGAACAAGAUUCAUCAAUUGAUUAGUUUAAGGAAUAGAAGAGGUAAGAGAAAGAAAUGAGCAAGCAGAAGUUUUAAGAUUAUACUCGCAGCAUUUAUGAAGACAAGAGAAAUGCUUAUAUAAGCCUAAAAAAUACAAGAUUGACUGGCGAGCAAUAAAAGCAGCAAUAUUUACAGACAGUUAUCUAGCAAAAUCAAGAUCGUAAAUAAUAAAUAAGACAGCAAGAGUUUAUUGCCAAAGAAAAAUUAAAUCUGCACUGGAAUAGCAAGGUUGAGAGGUCACAGCUAAACUAUUUAGAAAAGUUAGACAAAUAAAAGAAUGUACUUAGUGAGAAAGCAAAGAAUAUUACGAAGAUGGAAGAGAUGGAGGCAGAACUUCUAAAAAAGCUGCAACAUACAUAAUUAAGACACAAGGAGACUUUCUCAAUGCUAGAGAAUGUAAUGAAAGGAUAAACAGUUGGAGUAAAGACUAGGUUGACUUAAUCUGUCGAUUCUAGAUCUGAAAUGGGCGAGGUCAAUAAGUAAUCUAAGACUGAUUCAAGCAUGAAUAACGGUUUCUAGAAGAAAAAAUAUUGA